This is a messenger RNA of Aspergillus luchuensis, 1437 nucleotides long. RefSeq lists its product as uncharacterized. The record is from RefSeq and is a predicted model, not a curated record. Gene Ontology annotation, biological process: transmembrane transport. The transcript has 7 exons. Bases 1 to 1437 code for a protein of 478 amino acids. Gene Ontology annotation, molecular function: transmembrane transporter activity. NCBI's taxonomy places the organism in Eukaryota, Fungi, Ascomycota, Eurotiomycetes, Eurotiales, Aspergillaceae. Gene Ontology annotation, cellular component: membrane.
AUGUCUGAUACCAAAGAGGAAAAGCUGGCCACUAUCGACUAUGGCCUUGGCGAUCUGCACGAUGAUUCGGCACUGUUGCGUCGGAUCGAUUGGCGCAUACUGCCGAUUAUGUUCUUAACCUACUUUUUGCAGUUUCUGGAUAAGGUGGCCUUGAAUUACGCUAAUGUCAUGGGCAUGCAAGACGAUCUUGGAAUGAAGGGCAAUGACUUCUCCUGGCUGGCUACGGGAUUCUUCAUUGCUUAUGCCGUGGCCGAGAUCCCUCAGGGGUUCUUACUCCAACGAUACCCCAUCACCAAAGUCCUCGGAUUUAACAUCCUCUGCUGGGGAGUCCUCCUCUGCUGCUCUGCCGCAGCCCAGAAUUUUGCAGGCAUGAUGUCUCUACGAGUGCUUCUUGGCACACUAGAAGCUGUGAUCGCCCCCGCCCUAACCAUGUACACAAGCAUGUGGUACACCCGGGCCGAAUCCACCCCUCGCUAUGGCCUCUGGUACUGCGGACUCGGCACCGGGCAGAUCAUCGGCGGAUUAAUAUCCUUCGCGGCGCAGCAUGCACCGGCGUCGAUGUCAUUCCACGGCUGGCGGAUCAUGUUUGUAGUGAUCGGAGCAGUGAACGUCCUCGUAGCACUUCUUGUCCUGUUCAUUCUACCAGCAACACUAUCUGAAGCGCGCUUCCUGAGCACAUCCGAGAAGGUUCGCGUGGAGGAGCGCCUCCGACAAGACCAGGCUGGUGUGGGUGAGAAAGUCUUUCGCGCGAUAUCGCUGCUCGAGGCAUUCGCAGAUCUCCAGACUGCGCUCUUGGUGCUUUUGACUAUUCUCAUUACUAUUCCCAGUGGGGUUAUCACGACGUUCUCAUCCAUAUUGAUUAAGGACUUUGGAUAUGACUCGAAGGAGAGUGCGCUGCUUAAUAUGCCUUCUGGGGUGGUUAGCAUAGUUGCUACUAUGGCAUCUACGAUGGCCAUUGCGCGGGGAUAUUCGCGCUGGCUGGCGAUUAAUGUUCUCCUGAUCCCUACUUUGCUUGGAGCGUGUCUGAUGUCUUUUCUGCCAUCUUCGAAUCAAGGGGGUUGUUUGGCUGGGAUCUACCUCGUGAACACGACUGUCGCACCGCUAGCACUGAUUUUCGCGUGGACUGGUGCGAACUACAAGGGGUAUACCAUGAAGGUAGCAGGAAGUACACUCGUCUCGGCCGGUUUCAGCAUCGCCAACGUCAUCGGGCCGCAGACAUUUCAAUCCCGCGACGCUCCAGGGUACGUCCCCGCCAAGAUCACGAUCGUCGCCGUCAACGCCGGCGCAAUCAUCAUCUCCACCAUGCUGCGGGUGGUUUACGGCCGUCGGAACGCGCGGGCUAACCGCUUAGGCCGGGCAGCGGGGAGUCGCAUGGAAGAACGGCUGCGGAGUGAGGGCGAUGAUGAGGGGGUAGUCGACUUUCGAUAUGUGUACUAG